AUGUCGCGCUCGGGAGAACCAUCGCCUGGUUCCCAGAGAAGCCACGACGCGCACGAUGCGUCGUCUCUUGGGCUGCCAUCAAGCAGUCCUGGCCGCGCGAGCUCGCAGCCACGUCUCUUUCCGUCUGAUUCAUCGUCUGUGGCUAGUGGCUCACCAUUGCAUUUUCCUACAUCAUCACCCGGUGCUUCUCUAGGCUCCGUGCACACACCUUCAGGCCGGCGUGGCCGCCUGAUGGCUUCGUUCUCGAGCCAAUCUGGCGACUCAGAACCGCUCUUUUUCCCGCCAUCGACAAGCACGACACCACGGCGCCCAACACGAGGCGAUAUUCACUCAUCGAUUGCAUUCAGCUCUCCUUUCUUACGCCGUCGUCUGCACACGACAAGUUCAGAUGUAGAUCCAACGGCUACGCCUCGCGCGUCGCAAGCGAGUAUGUCGCAGGCCAGUGAAGACUUGACUUUCUCGCAUGGCACUUCGGAAGCGGAGGUCCCGCGACCACGAGAUGACAGCAAGGUGAUCUGGGGAACGAAUGUACACGUUCAAGAGACGAAGCAAAUGUUCCAAGCUUUCUUGCGUGGCUUCCGCGUCAAAUAUCGUUGGGCGUAUGCACGUUCGCAUGGCCAGCCUCAAGCUCGUACGCCGCAUACAGAUGGAGAGACGCUUUUGUAUGAGGAGUAUAUGCGUCAGAUGCGAAUGACGCAUCAAACGAACCUGAACGUGCGCAUUAGUGACUUGGCCGCCUUUCCACCGUCGAAAAAGCUGGUCAUGCAUCUCAUUCGGUACCCUCAAGAAGUAGUGCCUCUCAUGGAUACUACCUUGCAAGAGCAAAUGAUUAUUAUGGCCGAAGAAGACAUGGCAUCCAGCUUGUCGGAUGAAGAGAGGAGUUUGAUCCGUGAGCAGAUUAAGAUGAUUGAAGGCACCAUAUAUAAGGUGCGACCGUAUGGUGCUACAGCAAGGAACAUGCGUGACUUGAAUCCAUCGGACAUUGAUAAGCUCACGACGAUUCGAGGUUUGGUGAUUCGUGUGACCCCCAUUAUCCCUGAUAUGAAACUGGCCUUUUUCCGGUGCUUGGUAUGCAAUCACACAGUGACCGUGGAGAUUCUGCGUGGACGCAUCACUGAACCCCAGCGCUGUCCACGCGAUUUGUGCAACCAGUUGGGCUCUCUUUCACUGAUCCACAAUCGAUGUUUGUUUUCCGACCGGCAAGUCAUUCGCCUACAAGAGACCCCAGAUGUAGUGCCAGACGGGCAGACGCCGCACACGCUGAGUUUGUGUGUCUAUGAUGAGCUGGUCGAUAUUUGCAAGCCUGGUGAUCGCAUUGAGGUCACGGGUAUUUUCCGCAGUGUGCCUGUGCGCAUGAAUCCGCGGCAGCGCACACUGAAAAGUCUGUUCAAAACAUACAUUGAUGUACUGCAUGUGCGUCUUAACAACGCACGACGGUUGCAAGUGGAUAUUUCUACCCGCGAUGCUGCCCAGAUGCAGUCUGUCGGCGUGGGUGGCGAUGAAGAAGGCGAUGAAUUCGACAUGCGUGCAUUGGAGACCAGCGAUACAGCGUCGGCCCCGCCGCCGUCGAGUGGACGUUUAUCGCUGCUGCCUACAGAUGAGAUGCAGCAGCAUAUUGAGCGCUUGUCGCAACGCGAAGAUGUGUACGAUGUAUUGUCUCGCAGUCUGGCUCCCAGUAUUUAUGAGAUGGAUGACAUGAAGAAAGGUGUGCUGCUCCAGUUGUUUGGCGGUACGAACAAGUCGAUCGCCACAGGCGGUGGUCUCGGUGGUCCGCGCUACCGUGGCGAUAUCAAUGUGUUGAUUGUGGGUGACCCUGGUACCUCCAAGAGUCAGAUGUUGCAGUAUGUGCACAAGAUCGCACCACGUGGAAUCUACGUCUCAGGGAAGGGCUCGUCCGCAGUGGGUCUCACGGCGUAUGUGACACGCGACCCGGAGACAAAGCAAUUGGUCCUGGAAAGUGGUGCAUUGGUCCUUUCCGAUGGCGGUGUGUGCUGCAUUGACGAGUUCGACAAAAUGUCAGAUGCUACCCGCAGUGUCCUUCAUGAAGUGAUGGAGCAGCAGACCGUGUCCAUUGCCAAGGCCGGUAUUAUCACGACCCUCAACGCACGGACCUCCAUUUUAGCCGCGGCCAACCCCAUUGGAUCCAAGUACAAUCCGCGGCUGCCGAUUACCAAGAACAUUGAUUUGCCGCCGACACUCAUGAGUCGUUUCGACUUGGUAUACUUGGUCCUGGACCAAAUCAAUGAAUCGCUGGAUCGUCGUCUGGCUCAGCACCUGGUCGGAUUGUACCUGGAGGAUGCGCCAGCCUCGGCAGCCACGGAUGUGAUCCCUGUCGAGCUGCUGACAGCGUACAUUUCAUACGCCCGUGCCAAUGUGGCCCCUGUGUUGACAGCGGAGGCGAGCGACUUGCUAGCGCGGCGGUACGUGGAACUGCGCAAGGCUGGUGAGGAUCCUCGUAGUACGGAGCGCCGCAUCACAGCCACGACCCGGCAACUGGAAUCGAUGAUUCGGUUGUCAGAGGCGCAUGCGCGUAUGCGUCUCUCGACCGUCGUCACCGGUGCUGAUGUCGAGGAGGCCAAUCGGCUGAUUCGUGAGGCAGCCAAGUCUAGCGCUACGGACCCUACGACUGGGUUGAUUGAUUUGGACUUGCUGACGACGGGUCGUUCGCUGCACCAGCGGCGCAUGGCCGGCGAUUUGCGAUCCGAACUACUGACGAUUGUAUCACAGCUGGCGCAGGCCACUGGCUCUACAUCGCGUGCUGUGCGUCUCGCAGAUAUCAUCCGUACAUUCCGCGAGCAGAGCUCGAUUGCGAUUGAUACGAGUGAAGUGCAAGAGGCACUUCGUAGCUUGGAAGCGGAAGGCGUGAUUCAGGUCGCUGGCGAUCGUGAUCGUCGUACGGUCCGUUUGAUGUAG
Messenger RNA from Malassezia pachydermatis, 2913 nucleotides. Its product is annotated as mcm-domain-containing protein. NCBI's taxonomy places the organism in Eukaryota, Fungi, Basidiomycota, Malasseziomycetes, Malasseziales, Malasseziaceae. The transcript is spliced from 2 exons. Gene Ontology annotation, molecular function: single-stranded DNA binding; single-stranded DNA helicase activity; ATP binding. The record is from RefSeq and is a predicted model, not a curated record. Gene Ontology annotation, cellular component: MCM complex; nucleus. The coding region runs from base 1 to 2913 and encodes 970 amino acids. Gene Ontology annotation, biological process: DNA replication; DNA strand elongation involved in DNA replication; double-strand break repair via break-induced replication.